This is a messenger RNA of Danio aesculapii, 3288 nucleotides long. Its product is annotated as NLR family CARD domain-containing protein 3-like. The record is from RefSeq and is a predicted model, not a curated record. The transcript has 9 exons. The coding region runs from base 294 to 2786 and encodes 830 amino acids. NCBI's taxonomy places the organism in Eukaryota, Metazoa, Chordata, Actinopteri, Cypriniformes, Danionidae.
ACCAUGCAAAUGCAGAAUACUGGAAUAUAAAUGACUCAGGAAGACAUUUUCAUCAAAUCCAAAGACUCCUGUUCCACACUCCAGUCCAGCAGGAGGCGGUAAAGCAACAACAAAUAAGUUUCAUAACCGCCAAAAAACUGAAGAAGAAGAGGAAGUUGACAAACCGAAAGCGUCAAAGAGCUCACCUCAUGUUCCUGCUGCACAAGAGCAUCUGUACUUCUGCAUGUGAUGGUCAGCGGCUGAUUGUUUCCUCAAAGCUCUGCUAAUGUCUGCAUUGGUGUUUUAGCUGCAGUAUGGCAGAGGAGCGAGUAAAGGACUCUCUCUCAGAGAAACACAGGGUGAGAUCAGGAUCAUGCGUGUCUCUGAAGAGUGACCGGUCUAAAGAACAUGAUCCACCAACCUUCAGAGAAAAAACACCAUCGUCUGCCAUCAGCGUAAGAUCAGGAUCAUGUGUGUCCAGCUCUGUGUCUCUGAAGAGUGACUGGUCAAAAAAUCAUCCACCAAACUUCAGUGAGGAAACCUCAUCAUCUGCUGAAAGUGAUGAAUAUGAGACAGCAGAUUCAGGAGACGAGACUCACAGGAGACACAAGAGCUUCACUGACAAUCUCCAGUGGAUCUUUCAGAAUCUUGAGAGUAAAAUGUUCAGAUUUCUGAAGAAUGAACUGGAGAAAUUUAAGAAAAUCUUACAGGAAGAAAACAGUCAAGAGUUUGUAAAGGAGUUUAAUGAGAACAGAAGCAGAAUCACAGAAGCAGCUCUUGAUCUCACACUCUUCUUCCUGAGAGAGAUGAAGCAAGAUCAAGCUGCUGAUACUCUUGAGGAUGAGCUGUUCUUCAUCAAUCAGCUUAAAUGUAGCCUGAAGAAGAAAUAUCAAAGUGUGUUUGAAGGAAUUGCUCAGCAAGGAGACUCCACCCUUCUGAAUAACAUCUACACAGAUCUCUAUAUCACUCAGGGUGCGAGUGAACAGGUCAACACUGAACAUGAGAUCAGACAGAUUGAAGCUGCUUCCAGACGUCAUCAGUCACUAGAGAUACAGGUUGAAUGCAAACAUUUGUUUGAAGCACCUGAACAAGACGAGCAGAUCAGAACUGUCCUGACAAAAGGAGUUGCUGGCAUUGGGAAAUCAGUCUCUGUGCAAAAGUUUGUUCUGGAUUGGGCUGAAGGAAGAGAAAAUCAAGACAUCAGCUUCAUAUUUCCUCUUCCAUUCAGAGAGAUCAACUUAAAGGAGAAAGAAAGACAAAGUUUAAAAGACCUCAUAACUCAGUUUUUCCCAGAGACUAAAGGACUGGACCUUACAAGAAGCACACGAUUCAAAGUCCUGUUCAUCCUUGAUGGAUUGGAUGAAUGUCGUCUUCCUCUGAACUUUGCUGGUAAUGAGACGUGUCGUGAUGUAUCUUCAGCAGUCUCACUGGAUGUUCUCCUGACGAACCUCAUCAAGGGAAAUCUGCUUCCUUCUGCUCUCAUCUGGAUCACCAGCAGACCAGCAGCUGCCAGUAAGAUUCCUGCUGACUGUAUCGACCGGCUGACAGAGAUACGAGGAUUCAAUGAUGCCCAAAAGGAGGAGUACUUCAGAAAGAGACUCACAGAUCAGAAUCAGGCCAGAGAAAUCAUUGAUCACAUUAAACAGUCAAAGAGUCUCUUUAUUAUGUGCCACAUCCCAGUCUUCUGCUGGAUUUCAGCCACUGUUCUCCAGAACAUAUUAAAACUGAAACACAGGGCUAACGCCGAAACACUGCAGGAAUCACCCACGACUCUGACACAGAUGUACACACACUUUUUCCACUUUCAGAUCCAGCAGAGCAGAAGAAAGUAUGAUGGAGAAAACACACCAGAUGUCUCCUGGGAUCCAAACCUCAUCCUUUCACUGGGGAAACUGGCCUUCCAGCAGCUGGAAAGAAACAAUGUGAUCUUCUAUGAGAGCGAUCUGAAAGACUGUGGCAUUGACGUCUAUAAGGCAUCGGUGUACUCAGGCAUGUGUACCCAGAUCUUUGAGGAGACGGGAAUCAUUCUUAGUACCAUGUACUGCUUUCUUCACUUAAGCAUUCAAGAGUUCAUUGCAGCCCUUUAUCAACAUCUGUUUCUAGACAUCAACAGGAAACGAGCAGAAAAAAACAGAAAUGUGUCCAUGAUUGUUUUGCUGAAGACUGCAGUGGACAAGGCUCUGAAAAGUGAGAAUGGACAUCUGGACCUUUACCUUCGCUUCCUUCUCGGUCUGUCACUCCAGUCCAAUCGACAACUCUUACAAGGCCUGUUGACACGGCAGGAUGACAGAGACCAGAGCAAAAAGAAAAUAAUUGCGUACAUCAAGAAGAAACUUGAAGGCAAUCUGUCUCCAGAGAGAUCCAUCAAUCUGUUCUACUGUCUGAAUGAACUGAGCGACCAAACUCUGCUGAAAGAGAUUCAGUCUCACCUCAGUAGAGGAAGUCUGUCACCUGCUGACCUUUCACCUGCCCAGUGGUCUGCUCUGGUCUUUGUGUUGUUGACCUCAGAGGAGGAGCUGGAGGAGUUUGAGCUUCAGAAAUUCCAGAGAUCAGACGAGUGUCUCAUCAGACUAUCAGCAGUCAUCAAAUCCUCCAAAAGAGCUCAGCUACAGGGCUGUAAACUCACUGUUCGGGCCUGUGAGAGUUUGUCUUCAGCUCUACAAUCUUCAAACUGUGUCCUGAGAGAGCUGGAGCUGAGUAACAAUGACCUGCAGGAUUCAGGAGUGAAGCUUCUCUCUGAUGGACUGAAGAGUCAACAAUGUAAACUGGAGACACUGAGGUCUGAGUUUAAACACCUGAUUGAUUGAUUAAUUGAUUGAUUGCUUGAUUGAUUGCGUUUUUGUUUUGUUACAUCAGACAGAUCACAUUAAAGCUGCGGUCACACUGGGCUGUGUGUGUGCUAAAUUCUGUCGUACGGCGCUGUGAAUAGGGGCGGGAUUAAACAUGCUUAUUAGACAUUUAAAAAAGCGAGCGAUUGCUCUGUUUUAAAUUUCUGCCCAGAGAGGUCGUGUUUUGAUCCUCAAUUGGUCUCAUAAAGUCAAGUGAUGCGAUUUCACAGGUUAUAGUUCACCAAGCUUGAACUUUGCACUGCAGAACCUGCGAAACUCGACGCAUGACCCUGCAUUUCCGCAUUCGCGUGCGUAUGAAUGGAAGUCUAUGGGAGGAAAAGCCCAGUGAGACCGCAGCUUAACAGUGUGGUUUUUAGUAAUGUGUGCUCUUUCUCAGAUUGGUCAUGUGUAAUCUCACUGUUCAGUCCUGUGAGAGUUUGUCUUCAGUUCUUCAGUCGUCAAACUGUGUCCUGAGAGAGCU